UAAGGGAAAAAUAACUCACAAGAACAAGGACAACUCUACAUAUAUAUUGAAACAACAAAGAUGGUGAGGAAACGUAUAGCAGAAGUGGCAGAAAUUGCAGUUUUGGAGGUGGCUCAAGUAGGUGUAAUAACAGCACCUGCUGCUGAAGCCAUGGCGUCUGCUACUUCCACUUUAGCUAAAAAGAGAAAACUAAACAACGAAGACCUAACACUUUCCUCGUCAUGUAUUGACCUCACGAACCGCAAAAUUACGAUAAGUUCCAAAACGGCGUCGGAAAGCCAGUGUUCGAGUCCUAAUUUGGAUCAUGAUCAUGUUUCAAGUUCGUGUUGCUCAAGUAACGGAUCCAGUGAAGAAGUAAAUGAGAGAACAAAUUUUGCAGAUCUGGAGGAUGAGAGUGUUGAAGUUGAAACAUCGGCGUAUUAUAGCUGCAGAGAAAGGCCAUCUAUCAAUUAUGCACCACUGAAGCUAUACUCUACAUACUAUCUCAGGAGAGAGACGACGCCGUCUAGUGAGGUUGAAGCAGCAUUAUCAGAAGACCUGGAUUCAACGGCGAAGCCUUCUUCAGAGGCAAAUUCUCACCGUAGGUCAACGGUGGAGAAGAUGCCGGCGGAAUCUGAGAUUGAUGAAUUCUUCGCCGAAGCUGAGAAAAAACUCCUAAAACAGUAUUCUGAGAAGUAUAACUUCGACUUUGUGAAGGAGACGCCAACGGAGGGACGUUACGAGUGGGUACGGUUAAAGCCUUGAAGAAAAAAACAAGAAAGAGGCAACGGAAAGGAAGAAAGAUAUUAAUGGCUAGCUUUAGCUUUAUCUUUAUCUCCAUCUCCAUCUCCA
Molecule: messenger RNA, 831 nt
Organism: Pistacia vera
Lineage: Eukaryota; Viridiplantae; Streptophyta; Magnoliopsida; Sapindales; Anacardiaceae
Product: cyclin-dependent kinase inhibitor 7-like
Exons: 4
Coding region: 61-744 (227 amino acids)
Biological process (GO): negative regulation of cyclin-dependent protein serine/threonine kinase activity
Cellular component (GO): nucleus
Molecular function (GO): cyclin-dependent protein serine/threonine kinase inhibitor activity
Source: RefSeq, a predicted model, not a curated record